Molecule: messenger RNA, 1995 nt
Organism: Theobroma cacao (cacao)
Lineage: Eukaryota; Viridiplantae; Streptophyta; Magnoliopsida; Malvales; Malvaceae
Product: low affinity inorganic phosphate transporter 8-like
Biological process (GO): transmembrane transport; phosphate ion transport
Cellular component (GO): membrane
Molecular function (GO): phosphate transmembrane transporter activity
Source: RefSeq, a predicted model, not a curated record
UACUCCUUAUUGGUUGGCUGUUCAAACUAGACUUUAGCUCCUAAGAGAAUUUCUUGUUUAUAGGUCAAAAACAAAGACAAAAGACACCCUUUUUCUGAGCUUUCCCCACUCCAUAAAUCAGGCAUUGAAUCCCCUCCACGGUGAGCCCAUCACUGUUUCUCAUAUUCGGAUUCUUGCAAAAGUUAUUUUCGGCAUGGGAGAGGGAAGCCAAGCCAUUUUAUCAGCUCUUGACAAUGCAAGGACUCAAAGGUACCAUUUCAAGGCCAUCGUCAUCGCCGGCAUGGGAUUUUUCACUGAUGCUUAUGAUAUUUUCUGCAUAACUGCUGUAUCCAAGCUCAUAGCCCGAUUGUACUACUAUGACCCAGUAACUGGCAAGCCAGGUACUUUCCCAAAGGACAUAAAAAGUGCUGUGACAGGGGUGGCUUUAUUUGGAACGUUGGCAGGGCAGCUCUUCUUUGGUUGGCUUGGGGACAAACUUGGCAGGAAGAAAGUUUAUGGGAUCACCCUUGUCACUAUGGUGGGGUGUGCCAUAGCUUCUGGCAUUUCCUUCGGUUCCACAGCUAACAGUGUGAUUGGUACCCUCUGCUUCUUCCGCUUCUGGCUGGGGUUCGGCAUUGGUGGAGACUAUCCACUCUCGGCUGUGAUCAUGUCCGAAUAUGCCAACCAAAAAACCCGGGGAGCAUUUAUUGCUGCAGUCUUUGCAAUGCAAGGGACAGGUAUACUUGUCGCAGGAAUUGUAGCAAUGAUUGUCUCCAAGGCAUUCUUACUUGCUUAUCCAGCCAAACCAUUUAGCGCCAAUCAUGUGCUAUCAACUCAACCAGAAGGAGAUUUUGUUUGGCGGAUUGUGCUCAUGUUUGGAGCCGUCCCUGCUGCUUUGACCUACUACUGGCGUCUCAAAAUGCCAGAAACGGCUAGGUUCACAGCAUUGGUUCAGGGAGACCAGAAAAAAGCCGCUGCUGAUAUGGCCAAAGUCCUUGAAACAGACCUAACUGUUGCAGAAUCAAGUGCCAAGGUUGACCCCAAUUCAUCAUAUGGAUUGUUCACUUCUGAGUUUAUGAAGAGGCAUGGAACUCACCUUCUAGGGACUUGCACUACCUGGUUCCUGCUGGAUAUUGCCUUCUAUAGUCUCCAGCUCACUCAGAAUGACGUCUACCCCGCAAGUGGACUGUUGGAUAAAGCGUCGUCAAUGAAUGCUAUUGAAGAGACGUUCCAGCUAUCUAAAGCCAUGUUCCUGAUAGCACUUGCUGCAACUGUUCCAGGAUACUGGUUCACUGUGUUCCUCAUUGACAAGAUUGGACGCUUCAUAAUCCAACUCGGUGGCUUUCUUAUGAUGUCUGUUUGUAUGGCGAUCCUUGGAUUUCGCUAUCAUGAUCUUAGGGGAGAGAAGUGCACCGGAAGUGCGACCAAGGACUUUUGCCAUGGACACACCACAUUGUUCACCAUUCUAUAUGGCCUCACCUUUUUCUUUGCCAACUUUGGACCCAAUAGCACAACCUUCAUCGUACCGGCCGAGAUAUUUCCCGCAAGGUUACGUUCAACUUGCCAUGGGAUCUCUGCAGCUGCAGGAAAAGCAGGUGCCAUCAUAGCUGCAUUUGUGUUCCAGAAAUACACUCAAGAGGACAAAAAAAUUAAGGAUGUAAUCAUUGCACUUUCUGUCGUGAACAUGGUUGGGUUUUUGUUCACUUUCUUGGUGCCAGAAACCAAAGGCCGGUCGCUUGAAGAGUUAUCUGGAGAGGACAAUGAUUUAGGUGGCAUUAAUGUUCCGGAAACUGAAAUGGUUUAGCUACCAGAUAUUUUUAUUUCCUUUUCAGGCUUAUUGGAAGCCGGAUCAUGCAUCAGAACCUCUAAUAAUGGACACAAUUUACUACUUCCUAAUCUUUCUUGAAAGAAAUGUCCAAAAAAGUAAAUUAAAAUACUAUGCUAGUAGCGGUUUAUCUUCCUUAUGAUCCACUUUCUGGAGCCUUUGUAUCCUCUUUUCUUUCUUUUUCUUCUUCC